Zymoseptoria tritici IPO323 is the source of this 1542-nucleotide messenger RNA. RefSeq lists its product as uncharacterized. Gene Ontology annotation, biological process: transmembrane transport. The transcript is spliced from 8 exons. Gene Ontology annotation, cellular component: membrane. Gene Ontology annotation, molecular function: transmembrane transporter activity. Lineage: Eukaryota; Fungi; Ascomycota; Dothideomycetes; Mycosphaerellales; Mycosphaerellaceae. The record is from RefSeq and is a predicted model, not a curated record. Bases 1 to 1542 code for a protein of 513 amino acids.
AUGGAAGUUGACGAAAAGUCCGACCGCCCUGGCAGCGAGACCUCCACGCCCAACGAAAAGCACGACUUCCGGGACGAUACCCACAUUGAGGAUCCAGAGCAUGUUCACAACCAGAGUCCACUGCACGAUCCCGCGCUGGAUGCAAAGCUGAAUCGACAAUUUGACUUGCACAUUUUGCCGUGGUUGUUUGGGAUGUGGUUGUUGGCGUUUAUUGAUCGGGCGAAUAUUGGUAACGCCAAAAUCGAUGGUCUGGUUGAAGACCUGCAACUCACGGGCCAGAAGUUCAACAUUGCCCUUGCUAUUUUCUAUGUGCCUUACAUCUGUGUCGAUGUGCCGAGUAACCUCGUGCUGAAGUACUUCAAAGCGGGCCAUUACCUGCCGUUCUUGUUAACGGCUUGGGGUAUCGUGGGGACGUUCAUGGGCUUUGUGAAGAGUUACGGGGGUUUGUUGGCUGCUCGAUUCUUCCUCGGUUUGGCCGAAGGUGGAUUACUGGGUGGCAUCAUCGUCUAUCUAUCUAUGUUCUACCAGCGCCACGAAAUGCUCUGGCGAGUCGGCCUAUUCUACUGCGCCGCUCCCCUGUCCGGAGCGUUCGGUGGCCUCCUAGCAUCAGGUCUCGCACAAAUCAGCACACCAGGCUACGAUGGCUGGCCCUUCAUAUUCUUCAUCGAAGGCGCCAUCACAGUGCUCUUCGGCAUCCUUGCCUUCUUCUUCCUCCCCCAUACCCCUUCCGACGCCAAAUUUCUUUCCGCUCCUGACCGCGCCGCGGCCAUUGCGCGCAUGCACGCCGACAGCCAGAGUACCUCGACAGCCGGCACGGUCGACGAAGAGAAAUUCGAUUGGCAUUGGGUUAAACUCGCGCUCACGGACGUCAAUACGAUGUUGCUGUCGUUGAUCUUUUUCCUCAUCAUCACGCCGAUUUAUAGUUACUCGUUGUUUUUGCCGACGAUCAUUCGGACGUUUGGGUAUAGCAUUGUUGUUACGCAACUCUUCACAGUCCCACCCAACAUGGCCGGCUUCUUCGCCGUCCUAAUCGUCUGCUGGCUCUCCGACCGCUACAAAGUUCGCGGACCCUUCAUGAUCAUGGGCUGCGUCCUCACCUUGAUCGGCUACAUCAUGCUCAUCGCCUCCGACCGAUCACUCGUUCAAUACGGCGGGACGUUCUUCGUCGCCGCGGGCAUCUUCCCCUGCUCCCCUCUCGUGAUGGGCUGGCUAUCCAAUAACCUCGCACCGCACUACGUCCGCGCAACCGGUACGGGAUUCCAGAUCAUGAUUGCGAAUUGUGCGGCGUUUAUUGCGACAUUUACGUAUAUUUCUACCGAUGCUCCUCGAUACAUCACGGGUCACGCGAUCAAUAUCGGCGUGGUGGGAGCUGCGAUUGUGGCUAUUGCUGUGUUGUUGGUGUAUAAUACUGCGGAGAAUAAGAGAAGAGCGAGUGGGAAGCGGGAUCAUCGCCUGCAGGAGCAGAGCGAGGGUCGCUUGGGUUCGAGACAUCCAAGGGUGAGUAUUGAAAGCUCUGGUUGCGAGCGUCGAGGGCACUGCUAA